UUUUUUUUGCUCACAAGGCAUUGAUGCUGAUCUGAUCAAUUCGCUGAUCACAAGACGCUGGUACCUGAAUUAGAAAGCGUUUGAAAGGUGUGCCUCGUCAAAAGAUGGCUUACCCCAAGACCCACAACCCAUUUGCAGAUGAUGAUGAAGAAGAGCCCCAGCCCAGGUCAAGGGUGGGAUUUGAUGACCGCCAAGAGCAAGGAAUGACUGAGGCAGACAGGAAGCAGAGAUACCUCAAACAGGAAGUGAUGCGCACUGCCAAUUCAGCAGUGGAGAGCAGCCAGCGCUCUCUGGCACUCAUCUAUGAGUCAGAGAAAAUGGGCACUGAGACCGCAGAGGAGCUAAUGCGUCAGGGGGAGGCUCUGAAGAGGACCGAGAAGAUGGUGGACAACAUGGACCAAGACUUGAAGACCAGCCAAAAACACAUAAACAGCAUUAAGAGUGUGUGGGGAGGACUCGUCAGCUACUUCAAAGCCAAGCCGGAGACCACCAAGAUGCCAGAAGAGCCAGUUGCUUACCAAGCGAGCAGCAAAUUACAGAAUGCCCUGUCUCACAGUAAAGAACAUGAGGACAAGUACCAGGCCAGUCACCCCAACCUGAGGAAGCUGGACACUGGAGGUUUUGGAGCAACUGCAUCAGUAGAUAAAAAAUCGUCCAGUCAAAAUGGCUACCCUGCAAAUGAACACCUUAGAGCUGCCCAUCAGAGACUGGACAACAAUUUAGAUGAGAUGUCCCUGGGCCUAAGCAGGCUGAAGAACCUGGGAAUGGGCCUCCAGUCUGAGAUUGAGGAUCAGGAUGCUUCUCUGGACAACCUGCUGGGCAAGGUGGACAAGAUGGACCUCAAAAUCAAUAAAACCAACGAGCAGCUCAAGAAACUCUAAUAAACAGUUGCUAACACACUUUCCUGCCAGAAACAAAGAUCAACGCAAACUUACCCCAACCCAGUUCUAUUGCGCAGCAAAUUUGUGUUCACCAAGAUGUCUUAUUCCUCAAUUGUAAGUGUAUAAAAUUGAUUUGUUUGAUUGAUGUUCAGUUCACAAGGGCAAAGGUGGUGUAAACCCUCACAAUCCACCUACAUGCUUACACAACCUUGAGAUGUCUAGCAUUGGGUCAUACUCCUGAAGAAUAUAUACAGUACCCAUCAAAAGUUUGGACACCUACUAAUUCAAGAGUAUUUCUUUAUUUUUACUAUUGUCCACAUUGUAGAAUAAUAGUGAAGACAUCAAAACUAAGCAAUAACACAUGGAAUCGUUCAACAAUUUUGCACACUUGGCAUUCUGUAAACCCACUUUGUGAGUCAUCAGGAAUUAUUUUCCAACAGUCUUUAAGGCGUUCCUGCUUUUCCUUCACUCUGCGAUCAAACUUAUCCUAAACCAUCUAAACUGGGUUGAGGUCAGUUAAUUGAGGAGGCCAGAUCAUAUGAUGCAGCACCAUCACUCGCCAUGGUCAAAUUCGCCUUAUGCAGGUUGGAGGUGUAUUUUGGAUAUAAUGUCCUGUUGAAAAGCAAUAGUCCCACUAUGUGAAAACCAGACAGGGUGGUGUAUCGCUGCAUAAUACUAUGGUAGCCAUUCUGGUUGAGUGCGCCUUGGAUUCUAAAUAAAUCGUGACUGCAUCACCAGCAAAGCACCCCCACACCAUCACACCUCCUCCUUAUUGCUUAGUGGGAACUACACAUGAGGGGAUAACCCAUUCACCCUCUCUGCAUCUCUGUAGUUGUUUCUUUACAGCAAUUCGAUCAUAAAGGCCUGAUUUACAUAGUCUCCUGAACAGAUUGACUGACCUUCAUGUUUUAAAGUAAUGGACUGUCAUGUCGCUGCCUAUUUGAGCUGUUCUUGCCAUAAUAUGGGCUACUAUCAUAAAGAUGUAAUAAUGAUGUUAUUUUUGUAUAUUUACCCAACCUUGUCCCAACUCAACUGCUCAAAUGCAUUAAGACGGAAAGAUUUCCAAUUUGUAAUUUGAACGCACACCUGUUAGUCCAUUCCAGGUAGCUGAUUGAGAUAAUGCAGGGCGGUGCAAAGCUGUCAUCAGGCAAAGGGUGGCUACUUUGUAGAAUAAGGGAAACAAAUAAACUCUUAAUUGAUACUAUUUUCCAUGUUAUAGAAUAAUAAUGAAGACAUGAAAACUAUGAAAUAACAUUUAGUAGUAACCAUGUAGUAACCUAAAAACGUGUUAAAAGCUGAACAUGUAUGUAAAAUUGAAGAUUCUUCAAUGUGGAAAAUAAUAACAAUCGCGAAAUACACUUGAAUGAGUGUGUCCAAAUGUGACUGUUACUGUAAAUAUUUGUAAAAAAAAUUUUGAAGGGAAGGAUCUCUACACAUGUCUGUAUAAUAGUGCAGUUAGAGGGACUGUUCUAAUACAGUUUGGUAGCUGAAUGUAUUAAAUUACACCUCACAAAGUAACAGACUGAUAACAAGCAGUCACAUUGUAUCUAUGAAUAUAUUUCCAAUGAUCUAUUGACUUGAUUUAAUUAAACUAUUGGCCCAAAACCUUGAUCGAUGUAUCACUAAGCCAGAGUUUAGUGUUUGUGUGUGUGGUGCUGGUUUGGAAACUGGAAUGUCUUGCCAUGGGGAGUGUUGCCUUUAGCAUUAAUGAUGCAUAAUUCCUAUUUGUAUCUUCUGUGAUGACUCACAGAAUAAUAAUUUAUUCUUUGAUGUAUUUCUGUGCAGUCACCUUUCCUGUCACGCUAAUCACACACUUCCCAUUCCCCUGGUUGAACCGGACCUAUGACCGGUUUCUUUAGCAUUUUAAGUUAUUUCUUACUCAGUUUUUUGUCCUUUUUGUCCUAUUAUGAUAUCACUAUAAUCAGCUUGUGUACAAUUCUGUAUGAUGUAUUUGAGGAACAUAUGUUUCUAAUAGUGUGAAGGCUCUGUCUGAUAAAUAAUGAACUCUGCAAAUGGAAGGUAUGUUAAUGAUUUUUUACAUUUGCUUAUGAAACAUCUGCAUUACAUUUUCACAAAUAUUUAAUGUACUACAAACCAGAUUCCA
Messenger RNA from Esox lucius (northern pike), 2985 nucleotides. RefSeq names its product synaptosome associated protein 29 (gene snap29). Gene Ontology annotation, molecular function: syntaxin binding; SNAP receptor activity. The record is from RefSeq and is a predicted model, not a curated record. Gene Ontology annotation, biological process: synaptic vesicle fusion to presynaptic active zone membrane; exocytosis; synaptic vesicle priming. NCBI's taxonomy places the organism in Eukaryota, Metazoa, Chordata, Actinopteri, Esociformes, Esocidae. Gene Ontology annotation, cellular component: plasma membrane; SNARE complex. Bases 105 to 881 code for a protein of 258 amino acids. The transcript has 6 exons.